This is a messenger RNA of Corapipo altera (White-ruffed manakin), 1312 nucleotides long. RefSeq names its product peroxisomal biogenesis factor 10 (gene PEX10). Gene Ontology annotation, molecular function: zinc ion binding. NCBI's taxonomy places the organism in Eukaryota, Metazoa, Chordata, Aves, Passeriformes, Pipridae. Gene Ontology annotation, cellular component: peroxisomal membrane. The transcript has 4 exons. Gene Ontology annotation, biological process: protein import into peroxisome matrix. Bases 35 to 817 code for a protein of 260 amino acids. The record is from RefSeq and is a predicted model, not a curated record.
GGGCCGCGCGCCGUGUCCGUCCGCGCGGGGGGCGAUGGCGAUGGCGGGCCCGGCGCGGCUGGUGCGGGGCGGGCAGAAGGACGAGCUGUACCGGGCCGGGCUGCGCAGCGGGGCCGGCACCGCGCUCCGGGGGCUGGCGGGUGCCCGGCCGUGGCUGCAGUGGCGGCGGGAGGUGGAGCUGCUCUCCGAUGUGGCCUAUUUCGUGCUCACCACGCUCUCAGGGUAUCAGACUCUGGGCGAGGAGUACGUGAACAUCAUUCAGGUCGACCCCAGCAGGAAGAAGGUGCCUUCUCUGCUCCGCCGGGCCGCCUUCAUCUCCCUGCACACCGUGGUGCCCUACUGCCUGGAGAAGGCCCUGCUGCACCUGGAGCACGAGCUGCAGGAGGAGGGUGAGGAGUCCCGGAGCCCCGGGAGCGGCCCAGCAGCGGCACUGCCCAGCAGGACCUUCCUGCGCAGCUGGAUCCGCAGGCGGCUGGGGCAGCUCCCGGAGCAGCAGAGGAAAACUGCCUCCCAAGCUGUGUAUGUCCUGAAACAAUCCAUCCCCCUGCUGCACCGGCUCCACCUGGCGCUGUUCUACAUCCACGGCACCUUCUACCACCUCUCGAAAAGGGUCGCGGGCAUCUCGUAUGUGAGUGACGUGUUCCGUGUCUCACGUGUCAGUGACGUGGUGUCCACGGCCCUGCUGUGGCCUCUCCUGGGAUGCCAUGUGUGUAACAGGGAUUUGGCUGUGGGGGAUUAUAAUGGGAGGAAGUUUUUUGCAUCCCUGCAGUCGAGGUUACAGGUAAUAAAUGUGAAUGUCAGAAGCUGUAAGUUCUGACCCUGUGUAACUUCAGUGUGUCUGCCACAAAUACAUCAAAAGUGAGAAGGGACUUAAUAAAUCCACAGGAAACACUGAAAUAUAGUUCUGAACAAAAACCAGUGCACAUUUAUAGAGCAUUUUUCUAUAAGAAGAGCUUAAUUUUGUAUCUUUGCAAAAAAACCCAUCAGCCACUGGCCCAGAAAUGCCUAGAGGCACAAGACUCAACAAUUCCCAGUGUUGGUGUGGAGAAGAGGUGUCUGACUGUUUGCUCAGUGACACAAGAAAAUCAAAACAAGCAAAGCUGCUGUUUUGAUGGACAGACAGACAACUGAUCCUGCAUAGACAGCAGCUAAGUCCAGGCUGACUGAAGGUGAUCAGACCUCCUCAGACACAGCAGCUUGAGAAGCCCUACAAACACGUCAAUUUUUUGGACACAAAUGAGAAUCCCAAAUCAAGUUUAUUGAAAGGGGGGGAGGAAUAGUUUCAUAAAACCACAUUUCUGUUUCUGUGAAU